Messenger RNA from Protopterus annectens (West African lungfish), 3257 nucleotides. It is a transcript of the gene STT3B, whose product is annotated as STT3 oligosaccharyltransferase complex catalytic subunit B. Gene Ontology annotation, biological process: post-translational protein modification. The record is from RefSeq and is a predicted model, not a curated record. Gene Ontology annotation, molecular function: dolichyl-diphosphooligosaccharide-protein glycotransferase activity. Gene Ontology annotation, cellular component: membrane. Lineage: Eukaryota; Metazoa; Chordata; Ceratodontiformes; Protopteridae.
ACCACUGUUCAGAGGUAGUCCUUUUCACUACAGCAAUGAUGUAUUCCCCGUAAUCAGGCGUGUUGACUUUUUGCCAAGGAGACUGACCACGACCCAUCCGGAGGGGUAGGGUCUAGCUCCAGCCCGCAUUAAAGGAGGUGAUUAAAUUCAGGGUUAAACAUGGCGGAGCACUCAGUUAAUGAGAACAAGCACAAAACUGCCGUUAACUCUGGCAGUUCGGUGGUGGUGUACAAUCGGCCCUCUGGUGCCGCAGGGGGAGGAGGCCUUUCGGGGGGUCUAUCCCAGCCAGCCGGUUGGCAGUCUCUCCUUUCUUUCACAAUACUUUUCCUGGCAUGGCUGGCUGGUUUCAGCUCCCGACUAUUUGCAGUCAUUCGAUUUGAGAGUAUCAUCCACGAGUUCGAUCCCUGGUUUAACUACAGGUCAACACAUCAUCUUGCAUCCCAUGGGUUUUAUGAGUUUUUAAACUGGUUUGAUGAAAGAGCAUGGUAUCCACUGGGAAGAAUAGUGGGUGGAACGAGUGGCCUUACAUCAAUUUCAACUUUCCUGCUUACCAGAGAACUGUGGAACCAAGGAGCAGGUCUUCUUGCUGCUUGCUUUAUUGCAAUAGUGCCUGGCUAUAUAUCCAGAUCUGUAGCAGGAUCAUUUGACAAUGAAGGCAUUGCUAUUUUUGCACUGCAGUUUACAUACUAUCUGUGGGUAAAAUCUGUGAAAACCGGAUCUGUCUUCUGGGCGAUAUGUUGCUGUUUGUCGUAUUUUUACAUGGUAUCAGCAUGGGGUGGUUACGUAUUUAUCAUCAAUCUUAUCCCGUUGCACGUGUUUGUUUUACUGCUUAUGCAGAGGUUCAGCAGGAGAGUCUACAUAGCAUAUAGUACAUUCUUUAUCGUAGGACUAAUAUUAUCAAUGCAGAUUCCUUUCGUAGGAUUCCAGCCCAUCAGGACAAGUGAGCAUAUGGCUGCUGCAGGUGUGUUUGCACUGCUGCAGGCUUACGCAUUAUUGCAGUACUUGAGGGAUAAGCUGACCAAACAGGAAUUCCAGACAUUGUUUUUUUUGGGAGUGUCAUUAGCUGCAGGAGUUGUGUUCCUGACUGUCAUUUACUUAACCUACACAGGUUACAUUGCACCAUGGAGUGGCAGGUUUUAUUCUCUCUGGGACACUGGGUAUGCAAAAAUACACAUCCCAAUCAUUGCAUCAGUUUCUGAACAUCAACCUACUACUUGGGUGUCCUUCUUUUUUGACUUGCACAUUCUGGUAUGCACUUUCCCAGCAGGACUGUGGUUUUGUAUAAAGAAUAUCAACGAUGAGAGAGUAUUUGUUGCUUUGUAUGCAAUCAGUGCUGUGUACUUUGCCGGAGUAAUGGUACGUCUCAUGCUGACCCUGACUCCAGUUGUCUGCAUGCUGUCUGCAAUUGCAUUUUCCAAUGUCUUUGAACACUAUCUGGGAGAUGACCUGAAGAGAGAAAACCCACCGGUUGAAGAUAGCAGUGAUGAAGAUGAUAAAAGGAAUCCUGGAAACUUGUAUGAUAAGGCUGGCAAAGUAAGAAAGCACGUAUCUGAACAAGAGAGAACAGAAGAAGGGCUUGGUCCAAAUAUCAAGAGUAUUGUCAGUAUGUUAAUGCUGAUGCUUCUUAUGAUGUUUGCUGUUCACUGUACAUGGGUGACAAGUAAUGCUUACUCCAGCCCUAGUGUUGUCCUUGCAUCCUACAAUCAUGAUGGAACUCGAAACAUUUUGGAUGAUUUUAGAGAAGCAUAUUACUGGCUGCGUCAGAACACCGAUGAGCAUGCCCGUGUGAUGUCCUGGUGGGAUUACGGAUACCAGAUAGCAGGAAUGGCUAACAGAACUACCUUGGUUGAUAAUAACACUUGGAAUAACAGUCACAUUGCACUGGUAGGAAAGGCAAUGUCUUCAAAUGAAAGUGCAGCUUAUGAGAUAAUGAAGAGUUUGGAUGUAGAUUAUGUACUGAUCAUCUUUGGCGGUGUGAUUGGAUAUUCUGGUGAUGAUAUUAACAAAUUUCUUUGGAUGGUCAGAAUAGCAGAAGGAGAGCAUCCAAAGGAUAUACGGGAAAGUGAUUACUUCACCCCACAAGGAGAGUUCCGUGUGGACAAAGCUGGCUCCCCUACACUACUGAACUGUCUUAUGUACAAAAUGUCCUAUUACAGAUUUGGAGAAAUGCAGUUGGAUUUCCGGACACCACCAGGAUUUGACCGCACACGCAAUGCUGAAAUUGGUAACAAGGAUAUCAAAUUCAAACACCUUGAGGAAGCUUUCACCUCUGAGCAUUGGCUAGUUAGGAUUUAUAAAGUUAAAGAUUUGGACAACAGGGAGACUUUACAUCACAAACUACGCACCAGUAACAUCAUCCCAAAACAGAAAUACUUAUCAAAGAAGACUGCCAAAAGGAAGCGUGGGUAUGUUAAGAAUAAACUGACCUUGAAGAAAGGCAAGAGAUCCACCAAGAAGGCAAUUUAAGUUUACUGUUUAUAGACGGACCCUUGAUGGGAAGCAGUUGUCCUUGUGAUAAUCAGUCUUUGCCUUUAGCUCCAGAGCCAUUCUACGUCCACGUGGGAUGCAGAUCUACCACUGGUCUAAUUUUUUAUUGAGAUUUCAGGCAGUGUCUGAUAAACCUCUAAAUAAAAUGUUUGGUUUAUUGAACAGACAAUUUGUAGAGUUGAAAUGUGAAGCUAGGCAGAGAGCUGCUGUCCAGGGCUAGCAGCAGAGUUGUACUAUCACAUCUUAUCCUUCAAAUAUGUUGACAAUUUGGACUGUUUGCACCAAAGAGCCCUCAUAUUUGGUCCGUGGCACAUGCAUACUUGUCAGCUUUUUAUUUUUUUAACUGAGUAACUGAACGCUUGAAUCUAAAAUAAGAACAAUUUUAAACAAUAAAGAGGAUUAAACCCUUGAUCAUAACUUUGACCUUCAAAAAAUGAGCCCUAUAAGUAUCUGGGUGCAAGAGAAGAAAUUCAAAAUAAGUUGCAUCUUCCCAGGUCAUUGUAUUGCUUUUGAGAUUCCAGACAAAAAGAUGCAUUUCAAAUAAUGACAGGAAGUUGCAGUAUCCAGCUUAAUCAUUUGUAAGAGAGAGGAGCCUGUCUACUAAAGUUACUGUUGUACCGUUUUGGAAACAUAAUUACUACAGUAGCUGGAAAGAUUUACAGUUAUGUUGUACCACAUAAAUUGAUCUAAAUAUAAGGAAAUGUGUGAUGUUACUAUGCACCGUUCAUUUCUACUUGCCUAAUACAGAAUAAAAAAGGAAUACACAUCCA